CGCUCCGGCCCCAGCGCGCACCUCCCUCCCCGCCGGCGGCCACUCCGGCCCCGGCGUCCACCCUCUGCUCCGAUGGCCUCGGGCUCGCGGAGCCCCCCUUCGGUGUCCUCGACCUUUCCUCGGGAGCGCCCGAUUGUCUCUGGGCUGGGGCUCUCGGGGUCGCCUGGCUCGGCGCGCUCCUCGUCGGCGGGUGUCGCUCCGGUGGGUGCUGGGGCAUCGACUCCGGACCUAGCUUGGCGCCAGAAAGGGCCUUCCCGGAAGGCCAUGUGGCGUCGCCGGAAGGCGCUCCGUCGUCAGCAGGAGGCUGGCGGCGGCCGCCGGAGCUCCUCGCCCUCGUCUUCUUCUUUGCGCCGUGAGAUCCCUCAGGAGAUGUAUGGACUCUGCUUUCGCUGUUUCAAGGAGGGGCAUCAGCGGCAAGACUGCACCAACGACCCUGUGUGCAUUCGCUGCGGCCUGUCGGGGCAUGUUUCGUCGCAAUGCAAGAGACCCAGGAGCCCGACCCCGGAGGAUGUGCUCCGUCGCGCUGUGAUUGCCAAGGUGUCCGGGACGGUGCCAGCGCCGCCAGCGGCUGCGCCCAUGGGGAGGACAUUGCAGGAGCCUGGACAGUGUGCGCCGCGUGCGUUAGCUCUGUCAGUUGCGCCCAAUUUCCCUCCCGUGAUGGCCGGCGUGGCCUCCCCGGCCGCGCAGGCUGGCAUCUGUGUUCUGCAGCGCUCACCGGGGAUGGACGAGCUUGAGCGCAGGCUGCAGCUCGCGGUUGUGAUGUACGUUGGCGGAGCUAGGCCACCGGUGUCAUGUGAGGACGCGGCGGUCGCCAUCUCGCGCCAGCUUGACACACCGCGGCACCGUUUCUCCGUGCACAAGUACCACCCCGAGGAUUUUCUGGUUGUGUUUGCGUCGCAUGAGCUCCGGAACAGAGCGCUGGGUGCCCCCGUGAUCGAGCACGACAGAUUCAAGCUCUUCGUCAAGCCCUGGCUUCGUCAAGCUCAAGCGAAAUCCAGGAUCAUGCGGACGCAGGUGGAUAUCAUGAUUGAAGGUGUUCCGUCGCAUGCCUGGUCACGUGGCACGGCGGCCGAACUCCUUGGGGAUUCUUGCUGGAUCGAUAGCCUGGCUCCGGAAAUUGCUAGCCGAGAAGAUCUCUCUCUGUUCAAGCUUCGUGCGUGGUGUGUGGAUCCGGACGAGGUGCCGGUUGCCAAGCGGUUGUGGGUGCCUGAGCCGCCGGAGCAGAGGCCAGACCCCGCGGCGCGCCGUCCAUCCUUCCUGCAAUUGCUGGAGUACCCCACCAUCAUUCACAUCGGGCGGAUGCGGGAUUUCUCCGCGCCGGAUCUUUGGAGAAGGGAUGGGAGCUCGGAUGAUAGCGGACAGAGCGGGCUGCCGGAUGACUCCGACGAUCUGGGCCCCGGUGGUGACGUGCAAGUGCUUCCCUGGACGCGAGGAGUUCUGGAUGACCGUGGUGCUGGUCGGCGUUCGUUCGGUCCGGCGGCAGGAGGCGGCGGUGGCCGUUCCUACCGGCAAGCUCUGGCUGGCCGUGUGGGGCCCUCGGACUGGAGGAUUCCGCCAAUGACGGCAGAGCUGUCCGUUAAAGCUACUGUUGGGGCCCCUCAAGUGCCAGGCUCGGGAAGACCAGGAAUUUCGAAUCCGAGGCAGUGUCCGGUGGUGCCGUUGGCGAAUUCGUUGCCAACGUUUGGCAUCCCAUCGCUGGCGGAUCAGAACAACACAGAAGUGGGAGGUGCUUUUGACUCGGUCAUGUCCGCUGACCCAGGAGUGCAGGUGGUGGAGCCGGCACUUUUGGUAGGCGGGUAGGCCAAUCAUUUGGUGGAGAUUGUGGUGGAGCCUUCAAGAGACCACGAGCUGGUAGUCGCGGAUCCCACGCCGGUCCCUCUGGCCGUCCCAUCGGUAGCUGGGCUGGCAAAGCCAGCUUCGGUGCGGGAGCCGCGGAUCCCAGAUCUGAGGUCAGACAUGACUGAGUCUAUGACUGCCAAGGAGGUGGAGCCAGUGGAGCCUUCUGCUGCACUCAUGGACACGACGGAUCCCAUGCCCCAGGAUGGUAGUGUGGCAGCCACUGUUGUCACUGCAAACCUGGGUUCGGAGGCGCACUUGAUCCGACCAGAACUGCGGCAUGCCUCGCAGCCCGAGACGAACGGCUGGCAGCCUAUGGAGGAGCUCAUCCCACCCAGUUGCCCCGCGGGCCCAGAUAUCAGUGCGUUGGUUGGAGGUGCCAGCGCGGAUGAUCACCAGGACGGGUCGCCCCAGACUGAUAUGGUGGUGGGGCCGCCUAGGGAUCUGGUUGAUGCUGCAUGUGCAUGUGACAUGACUACGUCGCACGACAUGCAAAUCGUGGUCUCGUCGCCGGAAUUGGGCAUCCAAGGGGCGGGAGUUCUGCCGGAAGGAGAUAAGCUCACUGAGAAAGAACAGGUCGCCUUGGGAAACAUCAAAACUUUUUGCACUAGGCUUCUCAAGAAACUUGCCCCUCCGUUGCUAAAGGAGAUCGAAGUUAUGCGUGGCGUCCGCGCUGGCCAGGACCCAUUCACGCCCCGGCGUAACACCAGAUCCGUAUGCUCUUCGGCACGAUCCAAAUCCAAGGCGUCUGCGGCCGAAACGACAGUGCUCAAAACGCUUGGCAUUGCCCAUGAUGAUCUGGCCAUGUCGGAGGGAGCUCUUGGUCAACUUCGUGAUAUGUUUGACUCGCCACUCCAAGAGCCACAACUAAGGGCGAUCGCUGCGAUUUUUGGCAAAGUAGUGCCGUUGAACCUUGAGGGAGAUAUGGAGAAGCUCAUGGUUUCGUCCGCGUAGACGGCAUGGUACCGACAUUGGAGCCUUGCCUCCCCAUGUCGUACUCACCGGUGGAGUUAGUUUGCUGGAAUCUACGUGGCCUUAAUAGUCCAGCUAGGAGGGAUGCGUUGAGGGAGCUAGCGGAUUCUAUGCAUGUUUCGAUCUGGUGCAUCCUAGAGUCUAAACUAGAACAUGUAGACCAAUAUGUGAUUAUGCAAUGUUUAGGACCAUCUUAUGAUGGUUUUGCUUA
Triticum dicoccoides is the source of this 3019-nucleotide messenger RNA. RefSeq lists its product as uncharacterized. The transcript has a single exon. Bases 73 to 1800 code for a protein of 575 amino acids. The record is from RefSeq and is a predicted model, not a curated record. Gene Ontology annotation, molecular function: zinc ion binding; nucleic acid binding. Lineage: Eukaryota; Viridiplantae; Streptophyta; Magnoliopsida; Poales; Poaceae.